ACGAAAUAGACGUCUCCUCUAUAGGUCACGGCCAGUGUAUAAUCCCCACUAGCAGGGCCACGAUUUGCUAGUGUAUAACCCCCACUAGCUGGGUUGAACGAACCAGCUCUCUCACUAACAUGUCGACAUGUGCUAGUGUUUAUAACCUCCCCCACUAGUAGGGUCACGAAUAACAUGACCAAAUCGGAGACAAAACAGGCAGAAGUUAACAGGAAAAUCACAAUUCACAAUCACUUUCAGAUCAUCAGGACAGUCACUUAAAUUUCAAGUAGGUAUGCUCAAUUUAAUGAAAAGCAUAAAACAUUUUACUUCAAAUCAAUCAUGCUCGUGUAAAACGAGUUUAGUCCCACCACCACUUCAAAAACAAAUCAAAACAUGCUUUUAAAACAGUACGGGCAUUACCAUAAAUUACUUACCUCACUCGCAUAAAACCGAGCACUCAAUUUCAGUGCUAAUUGGCAGAACGAUCGGGAACCUAAUCAAAAUAUUUCAAGAAU
Rubroshorea leprosula is the source of this 497-nucleotide messenger RNA. The record is from the annotation of a GenBank genome assembly. NCBI's taxonomy places the organism in Eukaryota, Viridiplantae, Streptophyta, Magnoliopsida, Malvales, Dipterocarpaceae.